This is a messenger RNA of Candidozyma duobushaemuli, 2034 nucleotides long. RefSeq lists its product as uncharacterized. Lineage: Eukaryota; Fungi; Ascomycota; Pichiomycetes; Serinales; Metschnikowiaceae. The record is from RefSeq and is a predicted model, not a curated record. Gene Ontology annotation, molecular function: siderophore-iron transmembrane transporter activity. The transcript has a single exon. Gene Ontology annotation, cellular component: vacuolar membrane; endosome. The coding region runs from base 1 to 2034 and encodes 677 amino acids. Gene Ontology annotation, biological process: intracellular iron ion homeostasis; transmembrane transport.
AUGGAUCAGAAGCAGAAAGAUACUAAGCCCGAGCAGCAGACCCACGAUUCAAAGACGGACCUUUCUAAUGACUUGGAUCUGAGCUUAUCGGUCAAAUCCUCCAAAGAUGCCGCCUCCACAGUAAGACCCAAGUCUUUUGGUAUCCGCAAAUCCGAGGUAAUCAUGGCUCAAAUGACGAAUUGGUGGGCAAAAGGAUGCUUCUACUUCACAAUCUUCCUUUGCAUGUACAUCGCCAUGUUGGAGAAUUCCGCUCUCAGAGUGUUCACUGGGUAUGCAACUGACUCAUACAGACAACACUCUCUAAUGUCGACCAUUAGUGUAAUCAGAGAUGUCGUUGGUGCUGCAUCAUUACCCUUUUUUGCUCGAUUGUCCGAUAACUUCGGUCGGUUUGAGUUGUUCAUUGUUGCUUUGGUUUUCAGAGUCAUUGGUGUGAUCAUUCAAUUCAAUGCCUUCGAUAUUGAAAGAUAUGCUGUUGGAGCAGUAUUGUAUGGUUUUGGUGCAGCUGGAAUGAGAAUUAUAUGGCAAAUCAACUUAUCUGACGCCUCAACAUUACGUUGGAGACUUUUGGCGGUUGGUGUAUUGAGCAUGCAAACUAUUGUGAAUACCUGGUCGAGUGGUGAGGUUACCUCUAGUCUUUUGGAGUAUCAUGACUGGAGAUUUGGUAUUGGUAUGUGGGCUUUCAUUACUCCAUUGGUUUGUCUUCCAUACAUGGUUAUGUUCCUCACCUUGAUAAUUUUGGCAUCCAAGACGGAUGUAUGGAGAGAAAUCCGUGCUGAAGAGAAAGAGGAGUUUCUUGAGGCAAAUCCAAGUGCAAGAAGGUUUCUCGAUAAAAUGAGAUCCAAUAAAUGGUACUCUUUGAACAGAGCGUCUGCCACCAUGAAGUACCUUGGUAUUGUGAUCAGACAGUAUUUGCAUGACAUCUUCUGGAAAGUCGACUUCAUUGGCUGUCUCUUCAUUGCUGUGGGCUUUGGCUUGAUCUUGGCUCCGUUGACGUUGGCUGGAGGCUACGAGUCUAGAUGGCAAGAUGCCUCUACCAUCAUACCCCUUGUAUUUGGCUUUCUCACCAUCCCCAUUUUUGUGCUUUGGGAAACCAAAGUAACGAAGAGACCAAUGCUUCCGUUUAAGGUCAUGAAAAACAGAGGAGUGUGGGCUGGUUUCUUGGUGGGGAUUUUUGCCAACAUCAUGUCUCGUAUGCCAAAUGCUUAUGCUUACCCGGUGUUACUUGUGGGUAUGAAUGCUUCUGAGCUUGUGGCUACCCGUACUCCACAAUUGGGUAGGUUUGUCGAAGGCAUUGCUGUCCCAAUCUUAGGAUUUGUGUUGGCGAGAGUGAGAAGAACGAAGGGGUUUGUGCUUUUUGGAAAUUGUGUCAUGUGUAUUGCGAUGGGUGUUUUCGUUCAUUUCAGGGGAUCAAAUGACGGACUUCGAGACAAGUAUUUCCGUGACGGUGUUGCCAUCGGAAUGUGUCUUCUUGGAUUUGCAACCAUGUUCUACACCAGAGUCGUUGCAGUAUCUGUCCAGGCAUGCACCAACCACGAGUACAUGGCAAUUGUAACUUCUAUUUUUGCAGCCUUCUACAGAAUUGGAGCUGCAGCUGGGUCCUCCAUCUCAGGUGCCAUUUGGACACAAGACAUGCACAGAACCAUCAGAAACCACAUGGUGGAAUUGGGUGUUGACCCAUCCUUGGCUAAUAUGGCCUACGAGUCUCCGUAUCGUUUUAUUGAGCGGUGGGAAUGGGGAACCCCUGCGAGAAGAGCUGUCAGUAUAGCGUAUGCUGAGAUUCAGAAGAAGCUUUGUAUCACGGGUCUUUGUCUCUGUGCCCCUAUGUUCGUGUGGAUCUUCUUAUUACGUGAUCAUCGUUUAGCAGAUGCUCAGAACUUGGAUGACGAAGGAUUAAUGGCAGAGGGCAAAACUACGGAUGAAGCUGCCGAACGCAAAAAGUCCCAGGUGGUGUUCACUGAUGACAAAGACUACAUCAUGGACUUUGUUAAGAAAAUUUUCGGCCGGAAGGGAUUAGCCGCUGAGUCAAAGGUCUAA